UAAGUAAAAUCAUUUGUGAAAGGUGUGUGUUUGUAAAUUAUCUCCUUGAUUUUGUUUUGAAAUUUCUAAUAACAAUGUGUGGAAUUUUUGCAUAUUUAAAUUACUUAACACCAAAAACACGACUCGAAAUUUUAGAACUAUUGGUUAAUGGAUUAAAACGAUUAGAAUACCGUGGAUAUGACUCUGCCGGCGUUGCUAUUGAUACACCCGAUGGCAAAGACAUGGCAUUGGUUAAGAAAAAUGGAAAAGUUAAAAUUUUGGAAGAUGAGAUUGCAUCAAGGAGAGAUGAGUUAGGUGCCAACGAAACAGUUAACAUUCAUGUUGGUAUUGCACACACUCGAUGGGCCACACAUGGUGUUCCAAAUGUGGCAAAUUCACACCCACAAAGAUCUGAUGCUGGACAUUCAUUUGUUGUGGUACAUAAUGGUAUUGUCACAAAUUACAAAGAAGUUAAAACAUUCCUAGAAAAACAGGGUCACAAAUUUGAAAGUGAUACUGAUACUGAAAUCAUUGCCAAAUUGAUUCAUCAUUUAUACGAAAAACAUCCAACUUAUUCAUUCCGAGAGCUUGUUGAACAAGUCAUUCAACAAUUGGAAGGAGCCUUUGCGUUAUGUUUCAAAUCAAAACAUUUUCCUGGUGAAUGUGUUGCUACCAGACGUGGAUCUCCUUUACUCGUUGGAAUUAAAACUAAAAAUCGCUUAGAAACUGAUCACAUUCCAAUUUUGUAUGGAAAAGAUGGCGACAACAACCAUCAAGAACAUAGGCCUCAUGGACGUGGAGAAUUACCAACUUUACCACGUUCUGAAUCCACUUCAGAAUUUCAACCUUUGGAAGAUAAAGAAGUUGAAUAUUUCUUUGCUUCUGAUGCUAGUGCAGUUAUUGAGCAUACAAAUCGUGUAAUAUACUUUGAAGAUUAUGAUGUUGCUGCCGUCAAAGAUGGUGUCCUCUCUAUUCAUAGAUUAAAACGUUUAACAGAUGAUCCACAUGCAAGAGAAAUUACCACUUUGAAAUUGCAACUUCAAGAAAUUAUGAAAGGCAGCUACUCAUAUUUCAUGCAAAAAGAAAUUUUCGAACAACCAGAAUCAGUUGUUAAUACAAUGCGUGGUCGAUUAAAUUUCGAAGACGGGACUAUUACACUUGGUGGUAUCAAAGAAUAUAUUCCAGAAAUAAAACGUUGUCGUAGAUUAAUGUUAAUUGCAUGUGGUACAAGUUAUCAUAGCGCUGUUGCUACUAGACAAUUAUUGGAAGAAUUAACAGAACUUCCUGUAAUGGUAGAAUUGGCCUCCGAUUUCUUGGAUAGAACAACUCCUGUUUUCAGAGAUGAUGUUUGCUUCUUUAUAUCACAAUCAGGUGAAACCGCUGAUACCUUAAUGGCAUUACGGUAUUGUAAACUACGUGGAGCAUUAAUUGUUGGAAUUACAAACACAGUUGGUAGUUCUAUUUGUAGAGAAUCUCACUGUGGUGUACAUGUAAAUGCAGGUCCUGAAAUUGGUGUUGCUUCAACAAAAGCUUACACAUCUCAAUUUAUAUCGCUUGUAAUGUUUGCUCUUGUUAUGAGUGAAGAUAGAAUAUCAUUACGGCAAAGACGUCAUGAGAUAAUAAAUGGAUUGAAACAAUUAGAAAGUCAAAUUAAACAAGUAUUAAAAUUGGACCAGAAAGUUCUUGAACUUGCUAAAGAAUUAUACAAUCAAAAAUCAUUACUUAUCAUGGGUCGUGGAUACAAUUUUGCAACAUGUUUAGAAGGAGCAUUGAAAGUAAAAGAAUUAACAUACAUGCACAGUGAAGGUAUAAUGGCUGGAGAAUUAAAACAUGGCCCAUUAGCUUUAAUCGAUGAUUCCAUGCCCGUUAUGAUGAUAGUCAUGAGAGAUCCCGUUUAUAUCAAGUGUAUGAAUGCUUUACAACAGGUAACUGCUCGAGAAGGUCGUCCAAUUGUAAUAUGCGAAGAAGGUGACAAAGAAACAAUGUCAUUUACUGAUAGAGCACUAGAAGUUCCACGCACAGUCGAUUGUCUACAAGGCAUUUUAACAGUCAUUCCAAUGCAAUUAUUAUCAUAUCAUAUUGCUGUAUUAAGAGGAUGCAAUGUCGAUUGUCCCAGAAAUUUGGCGAAGAGUGUAACCGUUGAAUAAGAAUGCAUAUUUGAAAAAAAAUGUAAGCCAACAUUCUUUUAUACGAAUUUAAUGAAAUAAAUACCUUUUAUACAAAAUAUUCCACGGAUAUUGUUAGAAAUUCGAAUACUUAAAAUAUUAAAAUAUAUAUUGAUCGUAUUAUAUGGUGUAAAUUUCAAGUACUUAAAUCGAACAUGACUAUAAAGCGCACAUGGCUGUUAAGUUUAAUUUCAUUCUUCGUUGGAACAUUAAAAUUGUUAAAUACGUAGCACAUUCAAUGGAAGUAAAGGUGAUUUUACGUAUUUGUAUACAUCACAAAACUUUUUAAAAUCAAAACAAACGAUAUAAGCGCAUUCUUUAAGCGAUCGAAUAAACGUUAUUGUUAUUGUUUCCACUUAAACUUUAAUUUUAACUUUUAGCAGCAUAUUGUACUUAACUUACUAUUAGAUCGAAUAUAUAGUGUGUCCCCGGAUAGAGGUAACUAUACUUGUAA
This is a messenger RNA of Chrysoperla carnea, 2598 nucleotides long. RefSeq names its product glutamine--fructose-6-phosphate aminotransferase [isomerizing] 2-like. The transcript has 13 exons. Lineage: Eukaryota; Metazoa; Arthropoda; Insecta; Neuroptera; Chrysopidae. Gene Ontology annotation, biological process: carbohydrate derivative biosynthetic process; fructose 6-phosphate metabolic process; UDP-N-acetylglucosamine metabolic process. Gene Ontology annotation, molecular function: L-glutamine:D-fructose-6-phosphate transaminase (isomerizing) activity; carbohydrate derivative binding. The record is from RefSeq and is a predicted model, not a curated record. The coding region runs from base 75 to 2126 and encodes 683 amino acids.